Messenger RNA from Dufourea novaeangliae, 3610 nucleotides. RefSeq names its product ataxin-2-like protein. The transcript has 11 exons. The record is from RefSeq and is a predicted model, not a curated record. Gene Ontology annotation, molecular function: RNA binding. Bases 623 to 3376 code for a protein of 917 amino acids. Gene Ontology annotation, biological process: cytoplasmic stress granule assembly. Gene Ontology annotation, cellular component: cytoplasmic stress granule. Lineage: Eukaryota; Metazoa; Arthropoda; Insecta; Hymenoptera; Halictidae.
AUCGUAUUCCAAGUCUAUCAUAUACAAUAAUAUAAUGUACAAUUGUAAGGGAGUCUGGAGGGGUCGGAUCGUGUUCAAAUGGAGAACAAAUUACCAAAGAUCGUCAUCUACUUUAGAAUUUGUAACAGUAGUUACAGGAUCAUACAUUCCCGUCAACUUCCAAAAGUUGACCGGUCAUUUUAAACAAUACGAAUACAACAGUAUGAAAAUGAACAUUCUCUGUUUUCACAAUAAUUUUCAACUCAACAUUCGUGUUCAUUCAGAAAACGCAUCUCAAAUGGGUAAUAUAUUGUGCACUAAGAAAGAGCUACUUAAUGCAAAAGUGAAAAACUGAACGGAGGAUGAUGCAUGAACCCAUCGUAGACAUUAGACGAACUAAAGAUCCAUUUCCAUAAGAGGGCAAAGUGUAGGCGGUGAUAGCGGUGAUGGCGGCGAUGGCGAUAAUGGUAGGGACAACGACGCGCGAUGAGAAUCAGUUCCCCGACAGAGAAUUGCGGAUGAUCUUCAUCGCAAUGUCCAUUAAUUUCUCACUAGGUGGCGACUGUAUACGACAGUCACCGGGAUCAGGUUGAUCGGACGACUUGUGCUAAGUUUUAUCGUUUACCACAUGUUGAUUAAUUAAAUGAAAAUACAAUAUUGUUGCCAAAAUCAUUGUCCAGGGCUACCACCGUUCAUUUCUAAAAUCCGUCGCCGUGAAAUUCCACAAAGGAAACGAGAAGGCCCGCAACAAACCGGCGGCAGAAAUCCACCAACCAGUGGCGAAGAGUCCUCGUCUGCUGGCAGAAUGAAUAGCAAAAGAAAGAACCGUUCCAAUACUAAUAGGUCUCCACGUGCUCGUGGUCCGCAAGAAAGAUGUGUUGCUGCAGAAGGUGUAUAUAACAAUGCUCAUUUUAUGCAUGCGAUAACCAGUCACGUGGGCAACAUUGUACAGAUUCAAACGCUGAAUGGUUCUGUAUACGAAGGUAUUUUUCGCACGUUCUCCAGCCAAUUCGACGUUGUCUUAGAAAUGGCUCAUCGAGUAGAAAGUUCAGGAAAAAUAAGCGUGGAGAGUGUAGUAGAAAAAUUGAUUUUUAAACCGCAAGAUAUUAUUACUAUGUCCGCCAAGGAUGUUGAUCUAGAUUAUGCUAUACGCGAUACUUUUCAAACGGACACUGCAAUUAGUAAAUACAAUGGUGUGAUUGGCGAAAAAGAGUUGGAGCCUUGGGACGCUCCUCCGGCUACUAUGAAUGGAGAUGAUUUAGAAUUGGAUGGUACAACUAAUGGUUGGGACGCCAAUGAUAUGUUUCGUAAAAAUGAACAAAAAUAUGGUGUCCAAACAACUUAUGAACCAACUUUGGCUGCUUACACUUUACCGCUUCAAAGAAAAGAUACAAAAGAUUACAAAGAACAGGAACAAAAAGCUGCAGAAAUAGCAAAUGAAAUAGAAUCGCAACCAAAUCACAAAGUGAGACUAGAACUCGAAAAUGGCGACGAAGAGGAAAGAUUCGCAGCUGUGGUAAGGCCCAAUGAGGGUAAAUAUAUUCCACCACCACUUAAGAAGAAAAACGGAAAUAGUGGGAAAAUGAUGAGAUCUAAUGAACCUCCACCCUCGCCAGGGCCUGCGACAACCAAUAAAAACGUUUUUAAUCAGCAACCUCCGUCCAAUGUAAACGUAAACAUUCCCCCAUCUUCUAACCUUCCUAUUGGAAUGCAAAACACUCAUCCCUCCGUACAACAUCCAGUUUCUUUAAAUAUGGGAAUGCCACCCAGUGGAGUAGUAGUUACAUAUAAUAAUCCUCCACCACCAUUUGUACCUGCAUCGACAACGCAACCACCACCACCACCAGUACCUGUGAUGCAGCAAACGCAACAGCAAUCUCAAGUUACUCCUUCAAUACCACAAGUGAGCUUUCCAUCGCAACAACAACAACAACAACAACAACAACAGUCGUCGACAUCUAAGAUAAGUGCAGAGAAACGGGAGCGUCCUGGCAGACAGCAAGUGUAUCAAGCAGACAAAGCACCACCAGCACCGUUUCCUCAAGCGAAUGUUAAUACAUCUCAUCAACAACAGCAACAACAACAACAACAACAACAAUCGUCACAUCAACAACAUGGUCACUUACAGCAGCAAAAUUCCGUUGAAGGACAACGAUGCGAGAUGGUUCCACAUAAAUCUGAUCAUAGAAAGGUGCCAACGCCCCGCAGCAGAGAGGAACAACAUUCGGAACUACGACAAUUUGCGUCGGAUUUCAAAUUAGCAGAUACACAAGCACAAGAUGCACCACCAGUAACAAGAAAACAACAGCACCAACAUCAACAGGAGUCUCAUUCUACGUCACAAAUUAAUCAAAUACAUCAUCAACACGCAACAUCGCAGCAGCAGCAACAACAACAACAACAACAUCCAAGCCCGCAACAACAGCAACAUCAAAAUCAAACAGUUCAAGAAGAAACUGUAGCUACCAGUAAACCACUACCGGGACCGUUACCUGUAAGACCUACGAGUCCACCUCAAGCAUCGCAACAACAACAGCAACAAACACCGGCAAUCACACCAACUGCAACACAAGCUCCACAAGAACCUGCUGUCGACAAGAUUACAACAGCUUUUAAAAAGUCAACAUUGAAUCCAAAUGCUAAAGAAUUUAAUCCAAAUACUAAGCCUUUCACACCGCGAUCUCCAAGUACACCAACACCCAGUCGACCGCAUACGCCACAAACGCCACAGUAUACUGGAGCAACGAUGCCUGCGACUGUAGUUAUGCCGGCAUACGUUAUGACCAGCCAACCACCAACUGCGUUCAGUCAACCACCGGCACAACCCGUGACAAGGUUCCGGAAGGGUCAGUAUCUAGUGCCAGUGAUGCAUGCGCAACAUCGCGCACAAGAUAUAGCUUCUCAGAUGCAAGUGGUAGCGGCAACUGGGCAGCCUUUAAUGGCACCAGCUCCACUGCAUCCACCAUUCCAGGUACCUUAUCCUGGUCAACCGACUUAUCAACAGAUGGUACGCAUGGUUCAGGCACCACCACCACCGCCACAUAUGGCUUCACCUUACCACCAUCAUGAUUCGCCAGGACCCCAGGCCCCUGGCAUUCCGUACAUGGGUCCACAUACGCAUCCUCAUCCACACGUUGCUCAACAACCACCGAGUCAAACUCCCUCUCCAGCUAAUCCUAAUCCACCACACACGCCAGGCACUUACAACCCACCUGGUACCCCACAACCCACAUAUCCUCCACCACCUCCCCAAGGUCAUGCUCCAAGUUAUCCAAUAAUGUGUCCUAUAAUUCCUCCUCAUAUACCGAUACCGCCGCAGCAUAUGCCAUACCUACCGCCGCAACCACCUCCUGGAGCACAACAAACUAUACCAGUGAUUUUGCCGCACAACCAGUAGUUGCGAUUAAAAAUGGAUGAAGAAAGACAGAAAACUACUAGUAUUCUGCAGAAAUAGACUAAGGUUUACAAAUUCAAGUUACUUUCAUGAUGGCAUUAGGCACUCGAAGGAGCUUUCACUUAUUGCUUGCAAUAUUAUAUCAAUACACAUCUAUAAGCAGCUGUGACGUUUCAUUUUGUUAUCUUAACAUCUGCAUACUGUUUUUAUUCUUCAUAAUUGUAAUGUCAGUCCAAA